GUAAGUUAGGAAGGCUGCGCAUUGGACCGUGCGGGCAAUGAUUGCAGUUUAUCGUUUAGGGUAGCAGGAAGCUGCGCUAAUUUAAUAAAAAGCAAGAUUAACAAGACUCCCUCUUGGUCUCCGUUUGACGGUGACGCGGAGGCGCGUUAACACCCACAGCAAUUGGACAUAAGUGUUCACAAUGCACGCCUGUAAUAAUAUUGCCAGCACAAUGAACCCCAAGCGCUCAUUGUCGUCUGGUGAAACUGAAAUGACGCACGAAUUGUGAGAGCAAGAGAAGUGUGUGUGUGUGUGUGUGUGUGUGUGUGAGGGGGGUGGGGGGUCCGAGGGUGACUCCACAGGUCGACGGGCGAACUAUAAAAGAUAAGGUCUGCUCACGAGAAAGCCAAUCCAGCUCCAUUUAGCAAAGAAGACCUUGAAGGGAAGCGUCAAGUGGCAAAGUGCAAAGGCGUUGAGAAGCAUGCUUGGGAGAGUCGCGGUGUGCGCGCUGGCGUUGGCGCUGGCGGCGUGCGCCAGCAUGCCGGCUCAAGCCGUCGGCGGAGCGCUCCUGCUCAGGGACUACGGAGUCAAGCUGUGCGGGAGGGAGUUUGUCCGAGCUGUCAUCUUCACCUGCGGAGGUUCCCGCUGGAAGCGGCUCCCCCACGCAGACCUGGCCUUCCAGUGGAAGCCCCACAGUGACAUCGCAACAAAGAGCCAGCAGUCCACCUUCCCCUCUCGCAACCUUUCCCAGCAUACCUCCUCCACCUACUUUACUUCCAACUUCCCCGCGGAACUUUUGACCCGUCACGGGGCUCCGAGUAAGAGUGACAAGCCCGAAUUGUUCCGUGAUUCAGGUGUACUGGCAAAAGAAGUGUGGCCUAGGAGCAGCAGCAGCAGGAGGAGGACACGGAGGCAUUUUUCUCAGGGCGUCGCAGGCAUUUGCUGCAGCCAAGGCUGCACGAAGAACGAUAUAGGACGCUUGUGUUGAGGUGCCCAACGUCAUCAUGUCAAUAUCUCAUAACAAAAUGUCUGCAUUUUGCUUGGGGGGGGGUCAUUUCACUUUAUAAAAAAAUAAACUCUAGCACGUAAAACAACACUGUUGAAUUCAUGUCUACAGCCAAGUGUGCCCUUGCAACAAAGAUGUGGAUCGAUGCAUACAUCAAGUUAAUAGAGGGACUCCAAAAAGUGAUAAAAGAUUUGAUGUAUAUCAUCGCAGUACUGUGACAGACAACUGUUUUUCAAAACAUGACAAUGGUGGAAAACAUCAUUUUAGGACUAUAAUUCUGUUUAAAAUAAACUAAUACUUGGGAGAGAUUCACUAGUUAUUUUUUUAACAACUCAUUAUAGCUUUCAACUAAUUCCCAAAUUCGCUGUCUCCCAAAAAUUAGAAUACUACAUAAGAAACCGUUUGUGGUUUUUCUUUUUUUGGGGGGGAGGGGUAUGUAUAUAUUGAAGAAAUUGCAACCUGAAAGUUAAGGUCACAACAAUAAAUGUUCUUCAAUCAAAACCAUUUUUUAAAAAUUACUAUUCAUUGGACACAACAUAACAUUUACAGUGGGUCUGGAAAACGUACGUGAACUCCGAGGGCAUUGAUUUAUCUAAGCGGUCAUGAUUAUCAGGAGUCACUCAACCAAUCAAUGUGAUUGGAUUGGAGCUGUUAGUUCGAGUUGCCGUGCUCUAUAAAAACACCUCAGAUUGGAGUUUGCCGUUGUCAAGGUGCGCGGCUCGCGUACAUUAUUUCCAGGAGGGUGUCUGACCACAACAAUGAGUAUAGGAGUGACAUUUAUCACAGUACUUUGUUUGAAAGCAGCGGAAAAAUAGUACUUAUGGAAAAUCAUUUAGUCGAGUCUAUCUAAAAAAUUUAUUCAUAAAAAAAUAAUUAGUUGCAAGGCUGCAUCACUUUUACCAAGGUGUAUCAAAAAAAAAUGGGGGAAACAUGUCAUAAAACAACAGGAAUGAGUUUUAUUCAAUUUGAAUAGUAAAAUGUGUUUAACACUGUUCGCUCUUCAUUUCUUUGUCGCACAAUGGCAACAGUAUCGUCGUAAAAUGAAUAUCUGUUGCGGACGCUCCAAGAUGGCUACUGUGAAAUGCUUUAAAUUUUUUCUUUUUUUUUUUAUAUACAAA
Molecule: messenger RNA, 2103 nt
Organism: Syngnathoides biaculeatus (alligator pipefish)
Lineage: Eukaryota; Metazoa; Chordata; Actinopteri; Syngnathiformes; Syngnathidae
Gene: rln1
Product: relaxin 1
Exons: 2
Coding region: 461-967 (168 amino acids)
Cellular component (GO): extracellular region
Molecular function (GO): hormone activity
Source: RefSeq, a predicted model, not a curated record